This is a messenger RNA of Panicum virgatum (switchgrass), 888 nucleotides long. Its product is annotated as extensin-like. The transcript has a single exon. Lineage: Eukaryota; Viridiplantae; Streptophyta; Magnoliopsida; Poales; Poaceae. The record is from RefSeq and is a predicted model, not a curated record. Bases 1 to 888 code for a protein of 295 amino acids.
AUGGUGCGCCCCUACCGGAUCCGGCAGCUGCUGCUGCCGCCGCCGCCGUCAGGGGUGCCGGCGUGGGGGGGUCUGCGGGCGCGGGGCGGGGGGGGGGGGGGAGUGCCGCCGCCCAGGCCCCUCUCCUACAGCCGAGCGCCGCCGCGCAGGCACCUCCCCUGGGCGCGGAGGGGAGCGCCCCUCUCCUGCAGCCUAGCGCUGCCGCGCAAGCACCUCCCAUGCAGCAGGGCACUGCCUCGCAGGCGCUGCAGCUGCAGCCUGGGACGCAGCGGCCCACAGCCGAGGCUGCCGCAGCUACGGCCGCCGCCCAGAGCGCCCUUGCUGCUGCCCGGCGCGCCGCCGUCGUCGAUCCGGCCGUCCUACGGGCCGCGGUACAGCUGCUGCAGGCCACGGGCGCCGAUCCAGCCGCCCUGCAGGCCGCGCUGCCGCUGCUGUAGGAUCCCAACGCCGCCCGCCGGGCCGCCAUCGCCGAGGGCAAGCAGCCCGCCGCCGACGCCGCGCCUGAUGCCGCAUGGACCGGGCUCGGGAUGUCGCCCGAGGAUGCGCCGCUCUCUGCCGUCACCUUCCGCGGGCCGCAGGCCGACGCCGCACUCGCCGCGGCCCUCCUCGCCGCCAAGUCCGAGGCUUCGGCGGCCCAAGAGCGGCUCCGCGCGGCUGCUCUCGCCUGGGAGCACGAGCGCGCCGCGGCCGACGCCUCCGCUCUCCGGGUCGCCGAGGCGGAGCACCUCUUCCGCGUGUCCUCCGGCCAGCACGCCGUUCCCGAGCCCGGCGCUUCUUCCUCCCGCCAAGCCCCGCCCGCUGGUUCUGGAGCCCGGUACGACCCGACCGACCCCAUGGUCGUCCAGCUCUACCUCUAGGCCGCCGGCGUCCAGAACAUCAGGGCCCUAG